This is a messenger RNA of Maniola jurtina (meadow brown), 4060 nucleotides long. RefSeq names its product protein pangolin, isoforms A/H/I/S (gene pan). Gene Ontology annotation, molecular function: RNA polymerase II cis-regulatory region sequence-specific DNA binding; DNA-binding transcription factor activity, RNA polymerase II-specific. Gene Ontology annotation, biological process: canonical Wnt signaling pathway; regulation of transcription by RNA polymerase II. The record is from RefSeq and is a predicted model, not a curated record. Bases 578 to 2146 code for a protein of 522 amino acids. Gene Ontology annotation, cellular component: beta-catenin-TCF complex. Lineage: Eukaryota; Metazoa; Arthropoda; Insecta; Lepidoptera; Nymphalidae. The transcript is spliced from 12 exons.
CGUCAAUGUGUGAGCGGAGCGUUAUCUGUGUGCGUGUCGGUUGGUUCUCGCGCGCGUCGCACCAUUGUUGCUUGCAGUGUAGCCGCGACGCUCGGCCGGUUGUGAUUACUGGUUUACAACAAUCUACCGGUAAACAAAAUAAUGCGUGUACGUAACUAGUAACAACGUUGAUCGCGAGUGCAACAAUCGACGACAGUGUGUGAUAACGUGGUGUUGUGUUCAAACUAGUGAGUUCUUGGACGUGUUCUGUGGAUCGGCGCGGACUACGCGAUGAUUAGAUUAAAUCCAAGGCGAAAUCAAACGGAAGACCUCAACAUUAGCAUUUUAAGUUCAACCUGACAAAAGUUAUCUGUGAUCUCAUUAAGUUAGUUUUAGUUAACAAAACAAUCGCCUAACUAUUAGUGCGCGAGGCAAAUAGGAACGAUUGAAUAGCAAAUGUUGAUAACCAUCCGGCUCGAAGGACCAUUUUAAGUUGAGUGAUUAAAAUGGCUGCCGCAAUUUAGUACUCGGUCAUGGAUGACAGAUAGUAUGUGUUGAAGGAUGGGAUAAUGGAAGUUGGGGCGGUCGGGUCUUGAAAAUGCCGCAUGCGCACUCGAGUUCUGCGGCGAGCUCGGGCGGCGACGACCUGGGCUCCACGGACGAGGUCAAAGUAUUUAAGGACGAAGGAGACGGGGAAGACGAGAAGAGAAGUUCGGAGAAUUUGUUGGAGGAGAAGUCUAGUCUUAUCGAUUGGACGGAGAGUGAGGAAAAAUCCGGUGAGCCGUAUUCCGGUAAACUAUCCGUGAAGUCGGAUCUUAGUCCUGUUUUUGGUAAAUUCGAGCCUCACCCAGCCGCGAGCUUCAACAUGGGCUACCUCAUGGCACCCUACCCCUACCCCAAUGGCGGAGCGCAUCCGUUGCCCGUCUCUAUGGCGAGCAAGAUGGGUCUUCCAGCGGGGGGAAGUUUAUCCCUGUUCUGUCCCGGGGGCGACCUGGGGCAGCCCCCGCCCGCGCACAUGGGCAUCCCCCCACCUUACCAGCUAGACUCCAAAUUAGCGGCGGGUCUCGCGCGGUCGCCGAUGUACCCCUUUCCUGGGGGUACGUACCCCUACCCCAUGCUCAGCCCCGAGAUGUCACAAGUAGCGGCCUCGUGUUUGUACAGGCAUACCCCGAGCAUGUACCCCAUAUCGUCGGCGGCCAGCGGGUUUCGGAGUCCGUACCCCACGACGCUGCCUAUCAGCACUUCUAGUCUAUCGAGUGAAUUGUACCGGUUCUCCCCAACGCUGGGCGGCGGCCUGGGCCUGGGGUUAGGUCCAGCGCUGGUGGCGCCUCCCCCCUCCAAGUCAGAUCUAUUCACACACCAUUCGAGGUCACAAGAAAAAGGCACAAGCAGUAGCUCCUCCGAUAAACCAUCAGACUCCUCAAGCAAUAACAAGGAGCAAAACAAGAAGCCACACAUAAAGAAACCUUUAAACGCCUUCAUGCUAUACAUGAAGGAGAUGAGAGCGAAGGUGGUUGCCGAAUGUACGUUGAAGGAGUCUGCGGCCAUCAACCAGAUAUUGGGGAGACGGUGGCAUUCGUUGAGUCGCGAGGAGCAAGCAAAGUACUAUGAGAAAGCCAGGCAAGAGAGACAGCUCCAUAUGCAGCUGUACCCCGGCUGGAGCGCGAGGGACAACUACGGUUACGGUUCCAAAAAGAAAAAGCGGAAAAAGGACCGCGGUCCCGCUGAGCUGGGAGGAAAUAAUUUGAAGAAAUGUCGAGCGAGGUAUGGCCUCGACCAACAGAACCAAUGGUGCAAACCUUGCAGGCGGAAGAAGAAGUGCGUGCGAUACAUGGAAGCCCUGGCAGCAGCCUCGGGGACCGUGCCCCUGCCGAUGGCGACCCCACAGUCCCCCUGUUCUGAGGAGGACGUCAAACUCGAGGAGUUGUCCGACGCGUCGAGCGAUGAGGCUGAUACUCCCCUCAACUCCGCCUCUAGCCCAGGAGGAUUGAGUGCCCUGUCGUCUCUAGCUUCACCAGCGUCUGACCCGCCUCCACCACCAAGGAACCCAGUGGGGACGAACCCUAGAGACGCAAACAACCCACUAUCCGUCGGCCAGCUAACGUCCCAGUCAUGGCCCCGCGCAGCCCAAGCGCGGCCUGGACACGAAGUGAUAUCAGUCUCAUAGUGACGGUGGAACACGUCCGGUGCCCUCGAAAGCGCGGACGCGACUGACCAACCAGCCGUGAAAAUUUUCAAAUUCAGAACUACCGCCUCGUUAUACUUUAUGACGAUUUUAACUUUUUCGAACAUAUUAUUAUCGCACGCAACGGACGCUAAAAAGAAAGUUGGAAUUGUAAUAGAGUCUAAUUUGAGUACGCUUCACUGUUUGCUGACUGUAGUUUGAUAUUUAUUUCUCAAAUGGACUAUAAAAAAAAUAGAGAUAAAAAAUAGAGAGUGAUUAUCAAAACUUUUUCGGUAGAUAGUCAUACAGUGACAUCUGUUGUGAAACUUCGGAAGUAAUUAACAACGCCAUCUAUCGCGCUGGUUCGGAAACAGGUCGUGUAGUGAUAAAACAAGGUACCAUUGAAAACUUUUAACUGGUUUCAGCGAUAACAGAUUGUUUUGUCGGGUGCUAAUUAGAGACACGGGUUUUGUGUGAUAUUUUGGGAAUACCCACAUUUUUGCAGCUUCAAUUUUAGUUUAUAUUUGAUAAAAAAGUCACAAGCGAUACUUGAAAUAGCAUGAAGUGAUAUUUUUUCGUUAUUUUCAAAUGGCCUAAUGCAUUUAUUUGUUAUGUAAACAAAAUGUGCGGUAUUUCUUUAAAAUCAGACUGUUCUGUGAGAGUUAUAAAUCUAUAUUGACGUAUAAUAUAAGAUCCAUCAACUUUAUAAUAAGUCCCGAUAAGUCAUCAUUUGAUCUCAAAAUUGUGAGCCCAUAUCAAGUCAUUUCUGAGCAUUUUGAUACCCCACUUUCGCUAUGUACCCCAACACCUCUUAUUUCCAUGACUAGUCACAUUUUCCUGUGCCAUCAGAUAUUCCAUAGUCCUCGAAAGUUUUUCAUGGCUGGCUUCCUAUUUUUUAUUAUUAUUUGGCUUACUUACUUUUUAUAUUAUUUAAAUUUUGGAAACGUCGUCAAUGGCUUUAGUUAUAUUGAUUUAUUGACUGUCCCUUUUUUGUAACAAUAUCAUUAACUUGAUAAAUGGAGUUUCUUUGUUUUUUUUUUUAAAUUAGGAUUUACUUCCUAUAAUCGACUAUUUGUUUUAAUCGUAAAAGAAAAAGUAUAAUGUUGGUUAAAUUUUUAAAAACUUUAUGUAUUUUUUUUUAAACUUUUGACACGGACUAAGUACACUCAAUCAACACCGAGCGAUUUUCGCUUCUACUGCUCUCUUAAUACGGACGUUUUUUAUCCUAAUCUAUUUAAAAUUUCUUGACGGCCUGCACCAGAUAAAGGUUCCAUGUAGCAUUAGAAUUUGAUUUAAGUUUUUAAUUAAGACUUCGCUCCAUGCAAAGCUGGACGGUAACAUGUUUUUAUAUGUAAUAUAAAGAACUAGUUACAGUAACUAUCACUUUUAUAAGUUAUAUCGGAAAAUUAGUUUGCGCAGAUAAGCACAAUCUAACGCGGACUAAAACUGAAUGUACACUAAUGAAAUAUAGACCUUAUUGCGUGACGUUAAGAUUUUAAACGCAAUAACAACAGAGAUCGUGCUAUCUCGCUCAUAAUUCGCGCAAAACAUGACGGGUAAGCGACAACCAAUAGCAGACAGGCGCGCGUUAUGAUUGGCUGAGAUAUUUUCGCGCCAUUAUAUCGGCGUAUCUUAUGAUAGUGGUAGUAUUGUAAAGGCGUUUGUACUGUGGAGUGCGUGUGGAAUCCAAGCUGCUACCGUCGCGUUUUGUAUGGAGUCGAAGCCUUUAAAAUCCCUUCGCGGCACGCUUGUGUAUAAAGUAAAGAUUUAAGGCAUAGCGAAGGGAAACCUGUUUUUCCGUUGUGCGGAACUUAUUAGACUGUCUGUAGAUUAGAUUAGGCACGUUGUAUGAGUGAAGUUAUUAUACGACAAUGUACCGACAGCAUUUAAAAAAUAUUUAUCAACUACCCACAUUUC